AUGGCUUCUAUUCUGAAUAAAACACAAGAAUGUCGUCGACAAAUGUCGUUUCAACAAAUGAAGGAUCUCUUAAAACAACAUCCAUGUGCAUUCGAAAACAGCAUUGGAAUAUAUCAUUCACGUAUACGACGUGACGUUGAUCCAAAUACAAUUGAUAUAAAAGCCAUCCAUGCAACUGUCAAUGAUCAUCGUACAAUGAUUAAUUAUUUGAUUAAUAAUUCAGUGAACACGACUAUGUUGGGUGAAGCUAUUCUAGAUCAUCAUCGUAAAGCUGGUCCAAUAUUGUCAAGUUGGCGAGAUAUAUUUCAUGUAUUAUUUAUCAUUAUUCUCAUUGGAUUUAUUGUUUAUGUGUUGAUCUGUCGCACAGGUCUCUUUCCACAGAACUAUUGUAUUUCCAUUUUUUCAAGUUGUUUUAUAUCGGAGAUAAAAGAUGAAGUUCAACAGCAACGUGAACAACUUGAACAACAACAACAAAAAGUACAAGAAUUAAUGAAACAACUGAUUGAACAACAAAAGAAAAUAAAAACAGUACCACUAUCCCACCGGAGACGUGAUCUUCCAUCAACGAAUUCCUAUUCGAAUGAGACAAUUCACCACAAUAGAGGUUACAUGUCUGAUUAA
Molecule: messenger RNA, 621 nt
Organism: Rotaria sp. Silwood1
Lineage: Eukaryota; Metazoa; Rotifera; Eurotatoria; Philodinida; Philodinidae
Source: the annotation of a GenBank genome assembly